AUGGUGCCGCUUCAGUCGACUGUUGAGGAACAUAGAGCGGAAGCCCAGCUGCUCACAGCCCUGGAGGGCAGCCAGGUCCAGCUAGCGUGCGACAUCACCGCCCCGGGACCCGGCGACUUCCCCGUCCGAAUCCGCUGGUUCAAGGACUCCGGGCCGAACCCGGUGUACAGCGUCGAGGUGAACCCCAAGACGGGCAGCCUGUCGCAGAUCCGCCAGAGCGCCCAGCUGACCAGCCUCCAAGGACGUGCCUACUUCUCGGUCAUCCAGAGUCCGGCCGUGCUCAGCGUGGACCGGUUGAGGUACUCGGACAACGGCACCUACGUGUGCGCCGUGGACUUCAAGAAGGACUGGACGAGGAGGCUCACCACUCACCUCGUAGUCAUCGUGCCUCCGAAGCAGCCCCUGAUCCUGGACGAAAACGGGACCGCCAUCGAGAACAUGACUCGUCCAUACUUGGAAGGAGACGACUUGACGCUCACCUGUGACGUUUACGACGGAAAACCUGAACCCAUGGUGACCUGGUGGCGAGGCGCUGAAUUACUGCAGCAAGUGCUGAGCCGCACCCCAAACGGCAACCCUCGAGCCACUCUGUUCCGGCUCAAGCUGACCCGCGAGGACUACUUGGCCAAGCUCACGUGCACCGCCGCCAACAGCAACGUCACGGAGCCGGUCUCCACGAGCAUCACGGUGAACAUGUACUUGCAACCGGUGUCGGUGGAAAUCAAGGGCCCCCGCGGUCCCCUGUCCGCCGACCUCUCGGCCCAGGUCAUCUGCCAGGUGAACGGGUCACGUCCUGGCGCCUCCGUUCACUGGUUCCUAGGGCCGUACCAACUCAAUGACACCGAGACGCACGUCAUGUCUCCCAACACGACCCUGGGCGUCCUCCACUUCGUGCCGUCGAACAUGGAUCACGCUGCCAGGCUCCGCUGCGUUGCGACUAACUCCGUUCCCAGUCCGCGAAACCUGGUCCUCGAGGACUCUUGGAACCUGGAUGUUCACUAUAAGCCGCUGGUGCACCUCCGCCUCGGCAGCGGUUUGAACCCAGCGAGCAUCCACGAGGGCAUCGACAUCUACUUUGAGUGCAGCGUCCGCGCCAACCCCGGGGUCAGCGAGGUCACGUGGCGCUUCAACGGCCGCGAGCUGCACACCGACGGCUCCCGGGGAGUCAUCGUGAGCAACCAGUCGCUCGCCCUGCGGAGCGUGGGCCGCUCCAACAGCGGUUUCUACGCCUGCUCGGCCGCAAACUCGGAGGGCGAGUCCGAGAGCAGCCAGCUCAAGCUCAGGGUGUUACACGCUCCGUUGUGCCGCUCUCCGAAGCGACAGCAUUCGCACGCCGUGGCCAAACACGAGACCGUGGAGGUGCACUGCGACAUGGAGGCGGACCCGAGCGACGUGACUUUCACCUGGACCUUCCACCAAACGCAUCGGAACUUCCAGCUGGCUCCAAACGCGUCGUCUUCGACGCUCGGCGCCAACCACGCCCGCUCCGUGCUUCCCUACACGCCCAAGGUGGACUCGGAUUACGGCACACUGUACUGCUUGGCCAGCAACGCGGUCGGAGACAGCGUCGAGCCUUGCAUCUUCCAGAUCAUUCCAGUCGGUCCCCCGGCGACUCCGUUCAACUGCACGGUGGAGGAAGUGACGUCAGAGGGCGUCCACGUGACCUGCCAGCGCAGUGGCCCCGCCCAGCAACAGACGUUCCUGCUGGAGCUGCACGACGGCCAGAGCCCGGCCAUCGCCACCAACUUCACUUCCGGUCAGGCCAGCUUCCGGGUCCACUCGCUGCGGCCGGCCACGCGCUAUCGCGUCGUGCUGUACGGCGUGAAUGCCAACGGACGCAGCGAGCCGGUCCACAUGACCGUCGUCACGCUGCCCCUCGAACGGACUCUGGCGAGUCAAGGCGAGAAUGCAGAAGCAGCCUGGGCCCUAGGGUCGACGACAUUGUGGGCCGCCGUCCUCAGCGCUGCAGCUGCUUUCUUAAUCGUCUUCAUCGCGCUGACGCUGGGCAAAUUCCGACGGAAAGUGCUCUUCAAUCGAGGUAAAUGUCCGCUACGUUUAAGCAUUGUCUAA
This is a messenger RNA of Ixodes scapularis (black-legged tick), 2070 nucleotides long. Its product is annotated as hemicentin-1. The record is from RefSeq and is a predicted model, not a curated record. The transcript has 9 exons. Gene Ontology annotation, molecular function: protein binding. Lineage: Eukaryota; Metazoa; Arthropoda; Arachnida; Ixodida; Ixodidae. Bases 1 to 2070 code for a protein of 689 amino acids.